Staurois parvus is the source of this 533-nucleotide messenger RNA. The record is from the annotation of a GenBank genome assembly. NCBI's taxonomy places the organism in Eukaryota, Metazoa, Chordata, Amphibia, Anura, Ranidae.
AAAUACUACACUUGGCACAAUGCAGCCAGCCAAGCAACCGCGAAACCCAGGCAAAGUGCUUUACACCACUGCAUCCAAUGCUUUGCAUUGCACUUGGUGUGAUGAAAGAUGCUUAGAUGCAGCUGCUCAGCCAUGGAAACCCAUUCCAUGAAGCUCUCUAUAUGCACUGUUCUGCUACUAUGAAGGCCACAUGAAGUUUGGAGGUAUUUGGCUAUUGACUCUGCAGACAGUUGGUGACGUCUGAGCACUGUGGGUUUAAGCAUGCGCUGACCCUGCUCUGUCAUUUUAUGUGGCCUACCACUUUGUGGCUGAGUUGCAGUUGUUCCCAGUUGCUUCCACUUUGUUAUAAUACCAACACUAAUAAUAUAACAGUUGACCGUGGAAUAUUUAGCAGCAAGGAAAUUUCACAGAUGGACUUAUUUCACAGAUGGCAACCUAUCAAGGUACCACGCUUGAAUUCACUGAGCUCCUUAGAGCAACCCAUUCUUUCACAAAAUGUUUGUAGAAGCAGUCUGCAUGCCCAGGUGCUUGAU